Messenger RNA from Rhipicephalus microplus (southern cattle tick), 1405 nucleotides. RefSeq names its product peripheral plasma membrane protein CASK (gene CASK). Gene Ontology annotation, molecular function: protein binding; protein kinase activity; ATP binding. Gene Ontology annotation, biological process: protein phosphorylation. Lineage: Eukaryota; Metazoa; Arthropoda; Arachnida; Ixodida; Ixodidae. The record is from RefSeq and is a predicted model, not a curated record.
GUGUGUUUGGUGCGAUUUCACAAACACGAGCCGCGCGGGUGUGCUCCUCCGAACGGCCGCUGCCGUGGAUCUCCUCAGCCGAGUGGCGGCGACUCCGACGUCACUCUCGUCCGCCAGCGGCUCGUGCGCGACCGAAGAAGAAGCCUCGGCCACCGACACCGUGUGGUGCUCGACCAGCUCGUCGCCCACAAGCAUGGCCGAUGACGAUGUGGUCUUCGACGAUGUCUACGAGAUGCACGAGUUCAUCGGAAAGGGCCCCUUCAGUGUGGUUCGCCGUUGUGUUCACAAAACGACGGGCCAGCAGUUCGCCGUCAAAGUCGUCGACGUCGCCAAGUUCACCUCCUGUCCUGGACUCGGCACCGAAGACCUAAAGCGAGAAGCCACCAUCUGCCACAUGCUCAAACAUCCGCACAUUGUUGAACUUUUAGAAACAUACAGCUCGGAGGGAAUGCUCUACAUGGUAUUCGAAUAUAUGGAAGGGGCAGACUUGUGCUUUGAAAUUGUGAAAAGAGCGACUGCUGGAUUUGUGUACAGUGAAGCUGUGGCCAGCCACUACAUGCGACAAAUCCUGGAGGCACUGCGGUACUGUCACGAAAACGACAUAAUCCACCGAGACAUCAAGCCCCAUUGUGUUCUACUCGCUACCGAAGAGAAUUCGGCGCCUGUGAAGCUGGGAGGAUUCGGGGCCGCCAUUCAACUCGAGUAUGACUACAUCUGCUCCGCAGGUCGCAUCGGCACUCCGCACUUCAUGGCCCCGGAGGUGGUGGAGCGGAAGCCCUACGGCAAGCCUGCCGACGUCUGGAGCUGCGGCGUCCUGCUCUACGUCCUGCUCACGGGCACGCUGCCUUUCCUCGGCGCCAAGGAGCGUCUGCACGAGGCCAUCUGCCAAGGAAAGUUGAAUCUGAGUGGUCGGCAGUGGGAACAAAUCAGCGAAUACGGCAAGGACGUCAUCCAGCGAAUGCUUUGCAUAGACCCCAGGGAACGUUACACUGUCCAGGAACUGCUCAACCACCCUUGGCUCAGGGAUCGGGAUCACUGUGCACCAAGGGCACACCUCCAGGAAACGGUGGACGAACUAAGGAAAUUCAAUGCCAGGAGAAAGCUUAAGGGUGCUGUUCUAGCCGCUGUGUCCUCCCCAAAAUGGACUAGUUUCUACAGUGACCCAGCGUCAGACGCAAGUUUAGACCAAGGCAUUGAGCAAGAAGUGACUGCCAUAGCGGUGUCCAUGGUUCUGGAUAGUCUGGACGACAUCCACUGCCUGACCGACUGCUCGGAAAGGGACCGAGACUUCCUCCUCAGCAUCCUCGAGGACUCCCAGCUGCACGCUCUACUAGACGUGAGUGGUGGACGCAUGCUAUUUCCUCCUCGGUUCUCUUCUUUUCAGAUCAAGCAUCGACUGGCGUGA